Melampsora larici-populina 98AG31 is the source of this 216-nucleotide messenger RNA. RefSeq lists its product as uncharacterized. Lineage: Eukaryota; Fungi; Basidiomycota; Pucciniomycetes; Pucciniales; Melampsoraceae. The record is from RefSeq and is a predicted model, not a curated record. The transcript has 5 exons. The coding region runs from base 1 to 216 and encodes 71 amino acids.
AUGGACUCCAAACUCGAUGGCGCAGCUCAGAAAGAACUUUCAAGUUUUUUAGAACAAGAACAAGCCAAAGCUAGACUUCAAACUUCGAUUCAUACCUUUACAGAUAUGUGUUUUGAUAAGUGUGUUCCUAAAGCACCUGACACACGUUUCUCUCGUUCCGAAGAAUCUUGCUUGGUAAAUUGUGUAGAUAGGUUCUUAGAUGCAUCUCGAAACUGA